AUGGACCUUAGUUCUCGAAAAGCAAGUGAACAGGAAUUGGAAAUUAGAAAAGUGGCCGAGACAUUGCGAAUAGAAUUUCAGUAUGAUGAGUCGUAUACAGAUGAUUUUGAUAAGUUGGUGCGAGCUGCAGUGCAGUCUGUGCGAAGAAACAGAAAACGAAACCUCAAAAGAGAACGAGAGAAUGAGCACACCAAGAAACAGAAACGAAAUAGCACUUCCUCGAACGAAGGGAGCGAUCGCUUCUUAUCGGAAAUUGUACAACACGAAGAUGAGGUGUAUGACGUCAAUUACAGUAGGACCAAGAAGUUUUCUUCUCAUGACCAUGCGGUGGAUAUGAUAGAACAUAUGACAAAACCUCGGCUCCCUCCAUUGUCUAAUUUUGCCAUGCCAGAGAUUAACCUGCCGCUGGCAGAGGUUGCCAAAAAGACAAUUUUGAACAGAAUUGAAAGGUCCAAAACAUGCAACGAAAGUUCCAACGAUUUGCGGUCAAGCAAUUUGCAAUUUCUAGGUAAAUCUGUCAUGAUGAGUUGCAUUGGAUACAUUUGUGAAAAGUCCUUCAUUCAUGUGAACCAACAGUCAUUGGAUUAUCUUAGAAACAAACUUUGCCAAGAUGCUAAUUUAGCCAAGUUUUUCCGAGAAUUGGAUCCACAAACAACAACCACAAUCAAUGACGAAGUUGCUGUUAUUUCGUUGUACACUUUGUUGGGCGGGUUGAUUAAAGAUUUCGGAUUCGAUGAGAUUAUCAAUCCGGUGAGUGAAGUUCUAUACGUUUCUGUUGUCAGAGAAUACCCUUUGAUUAGCCGGAAUUCAGUACCCUUCUCCUCACAACAAGAGGAUACAUUUUCAUUAAACAAGUUAGCUGAGGUUGCAUCAACAAUUCAAAACGAGAGUGUAAAUGUUCAUGACCAUACCCACCUGAGAUCACACUCACCUGCAUUUACCAGAGAAAGCUCAAUUGACAGGAGAGCACCUGCUGAGCCAAAAAAACGCAUAAUCUUGAAAUUCUUAAAUCAAUCGUUGGAAUUCCUUUACCCAUCAGGGUUAUCCGCAACUCCACGAUUCUGUGAGCUUUUGGAAAAUGCUAAAAGUGCAUUCAACAUUUCCAAUUCUAUACUAGAGUUUCGAUACGAAGGUAACGUGAUUCAAACUGACCAGGAGUUGGAGAAAGUUUUUCGAAAUGCCAACCCAGUGAUUGAGCUUGAAAUUUCUACUCAAACAACAAUUCCAAUUCAGCGCUUUGCUGCUUUGCAUAGUGCACAGCAGGCUCCAUACACAGGAAUAACAACAAGUGACAUCCAACCAAAGAUAAUUCUCCCACCGCCUUUGCAAACUGGGGAAAUGCAUCAAUUUAAGCCAGAAGAGUACCAUAGACCUCAGCCUAUGCUACCGAAAUUCCAGCCUCUAUUGUAA
Messenger RNA from Lodderomyces parapsilosis, 1410 nucleotides. RefSeq lists its product as uncharacterized. The transcript has a single exon. Bases 1 to 1410 code for a protein of 469 amino acids. NCBI's taxonomy places the organism in Eukaryota, Fungi, Ascomycota, Pichiomycetes, Serinales, Debaryomycetaceae. The record is from RefSeq and is a predicted model, not a curated record.